UGGGCUCAACUUUGUCUUCCAAAUGGCCAGGUUGUGUGCUCAGCUUGGAGAGAGAGUCUUCAACCUCCAGAGCAACUUCAUGUCUCACACAAUAUAAAGUGUCUUUGUGACAGUAUAACCCACUGUGCCAAAGUCCAAUAUUUUACUAGGCUGCCAGUUCAAGCUGCAGAUGGUAACUGGACUUUCACUGACAUUGCAAUUGUUCACUUGUAUUCUGCACCUGAUGAAGACUUACUGAAACUUUCAAAUCAUGUUCUCUUAGCCUCCCAACUGCUUGACACUAUAUCUGUAAUUUGUGUCAAACAAAUCAUUAGCAUCAUUGUGAUGAUCCCACAGCAGGUGGUCUUGCCCUUGGGCAUUGCAGAGUUGGUGUAUUGUAUAAUGGAAAGGCCUGGAUUUGAUGUAUCUGAAUGGGGGGUUCUCUACAGCAUGUAUGUUGAAAGAGAUGAUGAAGAUGAUGGUCAUGAGGAUGUCAAAUAG
Messenger RNA from Pisolithus orientalis, 480 nucleotides. RefSeq lists its product as uncharacterized. Lineage: Eukaryota; Fungi; Basidiomycota; Agaricomycetes; Boletales; Pisolithaceae. The transcript has 2 exons. The record is from RefSeq and is a predicted model, not a curated record. The annotation marks the transcript as partial.